Aspergillus japonicus CBS 114.51 is the source of this 1431-nucleotide messenger RNA. RefSeq lists its product as uncharacterized. Lineage: Eukaryota; Fungi; Ascomycota; Eurotiomycetes; Eurotiales; Aspergillaceae. The record is from RefSeq and is a predicted model, not a curated record. The coding region runs from base 1 to 1431 and encodes 476 amino acids. The transcript is spliced from 3 exons.
AUGAAUACUGAUGAGUGGCAGUUGAGUUAUAGCGACAUGGCUGCUCUGGCUCGUGUCUCGCGAGAGCUCAAUGGUCUUGUCAACCCCUACCUCUACCACACAGUCCGCUUCCAUAGCCCUGGACACAUCGAUUCUCACGACAAACUUCUGAUGAAGCUGGACACGCUUGGCCACCCCGAGUUCGACAAGAUGGGGUUCAUCAAGCGAGUGAUCGUGUCUGGGACCUGGUAUUCGACGUAUGCCUCGAUCGACUCCUGGCUUGCGCCGAGGAGAAUCCUCUCCCCGGCAGCCAGGUUGCUCAGCAGUCUUCUCUGCAGCUGCGUAGUCCGUAUGCCCAACUUGGAGGAAUUCGUUUGGGAUAUGCAGGUCUCCCUGACUCAGUAUCUGGUCUCGAAUGUCGUCUUGCGGCCGAUGCUUCGGAAUCUACAGCUGCGCAUGGGCACCGACUGCACCCCCAAGCCCUUCUUCCGACCCCCGUUGAACAUGAAGCUCUCGAUGAGCCUGACGGUGCUCUCGCUCGUGCAAGUGGACGACGUGGACGUGAUGAGAUCGGUGGGAACGGCCGUCAGGAGCGCGACGAACCUGCGGGAACUCACGAUCUGGGCGGAUAAUAAUUCCGGGAUCAGCGUCAGCACCCUAUUCGAGGGCUGGCCCACACAUCUGGCCUCGCAACUCCACCUGCUGGACCUGCGCGGCUUCGCUGCCCUAGGGGUCACGCCCGCCGACUUCUGGGCCAUGCUGCGACCGUCCAAACUCACCACUGUCACCCUGGACUUCCUCGACCCGGACUCGCUCGCCACCACCGUCCGGGACUUCUGGGACGCCGGCCUCGAGGCGGACUUCCGCCCUGUGCGGCUCACCACGGAUCUCGUCAACAACUCGAUCGACGGCUUCCUGCGUGCCUUCAGUGGGCUGGAGGUCUUCCAUGGCAUCCCGAUCCGCGGGCAAACGUCUAGUCAAAUGGUGGCCUCCGAGUCGCUCUUGGAGGUGCUCGAGCAGCAGCAUGGGGCCACCCUGAAGGUGCUGGGUCUGAGCCUACCGUGCCACGAAGAUCGACCCUGCUCCUGUGUAGAGUUGCUGCGUCUGAUUGCAACCAAGCUCCCGCAGUUGGAAGAGCUUCGUAUCCGACAAGACAAGGUCGACGCGGAAGCCAUCAAGUCCGCCCUCUCCCUCCCCAAUCUGCAAGUCCUCUACAUCGACAUGCAAGACGACUUCUCGACGCCUCCCGCGGAAUUCCUAACAGUCGCCGAAGCGCCCCUACGCGCGGGCUACGCGAAGGAGCUGCGAUACCUCGCCUUUGGCGACGGCACCACGUACGAAUACUUGAGGAAGGUGGGCAGUUUCUCGAACGAGCCGUCUCUCGUCGGGUAUAUCCCGGGCACUGUCCUGCUCCACGAGAAGAUGAAUGACUGGGUUGGGGCUGCAGUCUGA